Messenger RNA from Phytophthora sojae, 345 nucleotides. RefSeq lists its product as hypothetical. The coding region runs from base 1 to 345 and encodes 114 amino acids. The transcript has 3 exons. Lineage: Eukaryota; Oomycota; Peronosporomycetes; Peronosporales; Peronosporaceae. The record is from RefSeq and is a predicted model, not a curated record.
AUGCACAAGCAGUACACCGCGUACCGUGUUGCUCUGGAGGCUACCGGUAACGCCACCGAGAAGCCGCUGAAGGAGCCCGGGUGCUACGAGGCUAUGCGUGACGUUGACGCAACAAGCACUGAACUGCUGGAGGACGAGACUGCACUGGAGCUCAGCCAGAGCUCUACUGCUGAGCCGCUGCUACAGCAUGAAGAGGACAUUGAUAAGAAGAAGAAGAAGUACUAUGCAGAAGGAAUGCGAGCAAUUGGUGCGGGACUGAACAACAUUGCUGAGGCGUUCAAAGUCGCUAGAGUCGCUGAUACCAGCAAUGCCGACAUGGUGAGAUCGAUGAAGGAGCUCAUGUAA